CCUCCCUCUUUCUCUCUCCCUCUCUCUCUCUCCCUCUCUCUCUCCCUCUCUCUCUCUCUCUCUCUCUCACACACACACACACACGAUGCUGAUGUACUGAUGUGGUACACUCCACACACACUCAGCACUGCGCUCUGAUCUCCACGCAGUUGGAUUCAUCACCACCACAACUACAGCAGUAGGAUGUGUGGUGUGGACGUGGAUCUGGACGAUGACGGUGUGCAGGACGAGUGUGAGGUGGAGGAAGUUUCCCAUGAUGCCGUGCAGUUGUUGGCCCCGCCUCCGGCAGAGUGUGCUGGGGAGGCGUGGGGGUCACGGCGGGGUCACGUUGUGUGUGCGCUGUGUGGCCUGAUGCUGGCGCUGUGGAAUGUGGGAGUGGGCGUGGCCUGUGGGACGCUGCUGUGUGUCGUGUUCACGCUGGUGUUAAUGCCACCAACACUCCUACUGUACACUGGCUUCCUGUGUCACACACGGGUCCUGGCUUCCCCCUCCCCUCUCUGCAGUUACCUUGACGACAACAGUUGCUCCGCCCUUAUCAUCUUAGGCUUCGUGAUGAUGUCACCGUUAGUUGUGGUUGCCGCAGCAACAUUCUGCAGCCUGCUCAGAAGAUUCCGCCUCCUUCAGCUCUUUCAGCCAAUCAGCGCAGCUCGAUACAGGGGGCGGGGCUUCGUCUGGAGGCAGGACAUUCGUGCUUGGGUCUGAUUGGACCGUUCUGCAAAUCAACAUUUUAUCUUUAAUUCCUGGACAAAGGCUGAAUUUGUGACCAUAAAUAUGGAUUAAACACACACUUGCGUGCACACAAAUAGUCGCUAACUGUGAGCAGCUACUUCGCUAAUCACAAUAUAGAAGCGAGUACUACUGACUUAAUUAAAGCCACAAUUCGGCCAAAAAUAAAACAUCCACAGUGUUUAUUUACCCAAAUAUAGUCGAUUAGCCGAGAUGUGUUUGGUGUGUGAUGUUUAAAUUAAGAGGACAUUUCUUUUUUUUUUUUUUUGCUAAUUGCUGUUAAGACUUUUUCAACUUUGUAUUAAUUUUAAAAAUUUUGCUCUCUAACUCUACAUUCACGCUAGCAGUCAGCAUCAUACCUAAUUUUCAUAAAUUUGAGGAAAAGUUGUUUCAAAUGUUGCUGAAAUGGCAGCUGCAUGUCACACGUGUGCGUAGAAAAUGAACAUCGCCUUUCACUUUGUCGCUCGUUAGCGUGAACGUAGAGUUACUGGAGUCUGAUGUAAAAUCCUGUAAAUACAAAACACACACAGAGGACGUGUUUUAACACGAACAGCUAUAAUGGCCUGACAUUCAUCUGUAUCAUUCAGGCUUUACAACACACACACACACACACACACACACACACACUUAGUUAAUCUCACGAAGGGGCCGCAGAACUGACUGUCAGUGAUUUGAAAUCGCCACCAUGAUUUUGGAAUCAUGGAACACACAGUAUAUCCACAAAGCAAAAUUAAACUGGAUUUGUGUGUGUGUGUUUGUGAGUGAGUGUGUGUGUGAGUGUGUGUGUGUGUGUGUGUGUGUGUGUGUGUUUGUGAGUGUGUGUGUGUUUGUGAGUGUGUGUGUGUGUGUUUGUGAGUGUGUGUGUGUGUGUGUUUGUGAGUGUGUGUGUGUGUGUGUGUUGACUGAUCUAAAGGAAAUACUACUAUUCACUCAUUUAAAGUAGUGAAGUGAUAUUUUAUUCACUGUUGAUACAGCAGUUAGUUCCAGUCCACUGAUCUGAUUGGACGAGCGGCGUUCUGAGAGUGCUGAGAUUUAGUAUAACGUAUCACCCUAUCAGUCAGUCUGUGCGUUACCAUAGCAACACACAACGCUCUAUCCAGCUGUGGCUUCUUUGGGAAUUAUAGCCGGAACACAAAUAAACCAUAUAGUCAAUAUUAAUUUCUUGUUUACAGACCUGAUGUAUAAAAGUAGUAUCAUACUCGCAAUCAAGUGAGUGAGAUUACCUGAGAUUACCUGUGAUCACCUAUGAUUACCUGUGAUCACCUGAAAUUACCUGUGAUCACCUAUGAUUACCUGUGAUCGCCUGUAAUCACCUGUGAUCACCUAUGGUUACCUGAGAUUACCUGAAAUUACCUGUGAUCACCUGAAAUUACCUGUGAUCACCUAUGAUUACCUGUGAUCACCUGUAAUCACCUGAGAUCACCUGAGAUUACCUGUGAUCACCUGUGAUCACCUGAGAUUACCUGUGAUCACCUGAGAUCACCUGAGAUUACCUGCGGCACUCAUGACUACAGCCGAAUCGCAGUCAUGCUGAUAUUCACCACGACAGCACUCAUGAGCGGCCAUUUUGACAUGACGUCAAGCUGAACACGAGGCUCUGGAGACCUUCCUAACUUUCCGAGUAGGAAUUCCAGGUUGAGGAGAGAGUUUUCUUUGGAUUUUGCUAGUUGGAAAUUCCAAGUACGAGCUUUUUUAAAUGAACGCAGCAUUACGUCUCUCUCUUCUUCUUCUCGUUUCUGUCCUGAGAUCAGUGUGAAGUGUUUAUUGAGAAUUUCAAUGGAAUUUUGUGUUUUUAUUAAAAUAAACUUUAUAAAGUUUAAAAGUAAAGUUCAGAUUAAAGUAUGAAACCUUCCCAUCUAAACACACUGAAGACUGCAGAAUUUAAAUCCAUCUGAUGAUGUCAUGAUGGGCGUUCCAGCAGCUGACCAAUCAGCAACUUGCUUUCUGUCCAAAUAUCCAAACUCACCUUGUAUUCAUGUAUGUAAUUCUAAUAAGACCUGUAUAAUGUGGAAUAAAAAUGAAAUAAACUGUG
Molecule: messenger RNA, 2758 nt
Organism: Pangasianodon hypophthalmus (striped catfish)
Lineage: Eukaryota; Metazoa; Chordata; Actinopteri; Siluriformes; Pangasiidae
Gene: tmem88bl
Product: transmembrane protein 88
Exons: 3
Coding region: 184-702 (172 amino acids)
Cellular component (GO): plasma membrane
Molecular function (GO): PDZ domain binding
Source: RefSeq, a predicted model, not a curated record